Molecule: messenger RNA, 888 nt
Organism: Kwoniella botswanensis
Lineage: Eukaryota; Fungi; Basidiomycota; Tremellomycetes; Tremellales; Cryptococcaceae
Exons: 6
Coding region: 1-888 (295 amino acids)
Source: RefSeq, a predicted model, not a curated record
AUGGCACCGCUGGAUAUAGGUGAUGUAGGAGGAGCAGUAGCUGGUGCAGCUGAAACUGCCGUGGGAGGCGCAAAAGGGGCAGUGGAAACUGCUACCUCGGCUGGUGGGGGUGCUGCUAAGACUGCUGCUGGAGCGGUGGCGACUGCUACGAAUGCGGUGAACGAGGCUAAAGGUAAGUAUGAUGAUGCAAAAGGCAUGUUGGGCAUGUUUACUAAAAUGCAAGACUUCAUAACCAAGAUCCAAGAUGCCUGGGACAAGUAUCAGACAUUGAUUAUCUUUGUCGUAUGCCUCAUCAUCUUUCUCUACAUCACCAUGACCAUCUAUUGCUGUUAUCACUUCAUACACGAUUUCUUCCGUUGUGCAUGUUGUUGUGUCCGAUGUACCUACAAGUGCGAGAAAUACUUAUGGAAACAUAGAGGUCCAAUCAGUAACUGCCUGUGCAAACCAUGUAAAUCCCGUAAUUCAAAGGGAGAUAAGAAAAAGGAAAAAGAAGACUAUCAUAAAUGUUCUGCCAUGUGUUUGAAGACUGUACCAAGGUCGACAAGAAUGGAAUUGGAGAAACAACAUGGUGAUUUGCGUAAAGGAUGGUUUGACUCGACUUAUUUUGCUAGAUCAUGUGGGAGAGUUGAACCUCCUGAAGAUCCUGAAGAAAGAGCGCAAUGGCAUUGGUAUGGACACGAGGAUCAGAGAAUACAUAGGAUGAUAAGUGGUUGUGUACCGAGUGGUAAUGAGGACGAAAGGUUGGAGAAGGAAUAUGAGAGAAGGAAGAAGAGAGAAAAGUAUUGGAAGAACUUGGCUAGAGGGGUUGAUAAGUUGGGGGAAAAUGCGGGGAGCUGGAAGAAGAGGGUCAACAAAGAUUGGGCGAAGGAGAAUUAUCUGAAAGUGUAA